Messenger RNA from Pseudoliparis swirei, 1588 nucleotides. It is a transcript of the gene unc119a1, whose product is annotated as unc-119 homolog a (C. elegans). The transcript is spliced from 5 exons. Gene Ontology annotation, biological process: lipoprotein transport; nervous system development; positive regulation of protein tyrosine kinase activity. The coding region runs from base 161 to 799 and encodes 212 amino acids. The record is from RefSeq and is a predicted model, not a curated record. NCBI's taxonomy places the organism in Eukaryota, Metazoa, Chordata, Actinopteri, Perciformes, Liparidae. Gene Ontology annotation, molecular function: lipid binding. Gene Ontology annotation, cellular component: intercellular bridge; spindle pole; centrosome.
CAGCACUGAGCCUCCUUCUUGUUUGCGGCGGCUUGUGACGCAAUAAGUAUCAGAUCGGCGACGACGCGCCGAGAAGCACCAGGAAGAAGAGGAGGAGGAAGAAGAAGAAGACGAAGAAGAAAAGCUUCCUGGCGCUAGGCACCGAGCUCUCCUGCUGGACAUGAAAGUGCAGCAGGGCUGCAACUCAUCAUCAUCAUCAUCAUCAGUAUCAGCAGCAGCCAUGGGCAUCCCGGUUACCACCGAAGAAGAAUUGCGCAGAAACGACGUGAUUACGCCCGACGACGUGCUCGGGCUGCAGAAGAUCACCAAGAAUUAUCUUUGCUCUCCAGAUGAAAACGUCCACAUGAUCGACUUCACCCGCUUCAAGAUCCGCGACAUGGAGACGGGGACGGUUCUGUUCGAGAUCACCAAACCUCCGACAGACGGCAGGAAGCACUGCGACCCCAACGCCGGGCGCUUCGUGCGGUACCAGUUCACGCCGGCCUUCCUGCAGCUGCGGGAGGUCGGAGCCACGGUGGAGUUCACCGUGGGCGACACGCCCAUCAACAACUUCCGCAUGAUCGAGAGACACUACUUCCGGAACCAGCUGCUCAAGAGCUUCGACUUCAAGUUCGGCUUCUGCAUGCCGAGCAGCAAGAACACGUGCGAGCACAUCUACGAGUUCCCCGCGCUGUCUGAGGAAAUCAUGCGCGAGAUGAUCCUCCACCCGUACGAGACGCAGUCCGACAGCUUCUACUUCGUGGACAACAAGCUGGUGAUGCACAACAAGGCGGACUAUUCCUACAGCGGAGGCCCAUGAGGAAAACACCACCACCCUCCUCCGCCCUCCCCCACCUUCUCCCCAUCCUCCCCAUAGUCUAGACACUUUGACCAUCUUCAGGACCAGAAAACAGACGAACUAACGGACGAUCCGCUCUCUCGCCUCCCUCCUUUCUCAUUCAGGUACUCAGCUGUCAGAACCAGUCGAUGUUCUCCCUUCGCCCUCUUUUUUUUGCAGGAACAUCGAAUUCUGACAGUUUUAUCAUCUUUUUUUGUGUGUGGCAUCAACGUGUGAGCGUUAGUGCGCGGGCGGCUUGAGAGUCUGUGCACACUGUGGUGAUGUCAGUCCGUGUUUGUGGGUUGAUCAUCAAGAAGUUACAUUCGGUGUGUUUCAAUAGCAAAUAAAAUGAGGAGAGAGAGGGAAAGGUCGACGGGGAAGAAGAGACCCGAGAAAAGAAGUUUAAUAACAAUGAAUCCAUUCAAGAUGUACAUUUAUAUAGUUUGUAUAGGAAGCUCAUUACAUUUUUAUUCCAGAGGUUUCUUAAAUUUCUAGUAGCACACAUCCGGAUGAAAUGUGUACGUUGUCCAUGUGAAUGUGUCAUCGUUUUCACGUAGUAGUACGACUAGCUUAAGAAGUAUUUUUUAAAUAAAUAGCCACUCUGAAGUGUCCGGAAAAAAACCAAUACGAGACCGAUUUUUGAUAUCCAGUACAUUCUCUGUAGUACUGAACACUGUGUAUACUUUAAUUAUGAUGACAAGUUUUGAGUAUAAAAAAGUUGUUGACAGCGGAAAUUCCAUCACUGCAAUAAAUAUUUUUUUCGAAAGUCUU